AUGACGGAGAUGAAGAAAGUAGAAAGACCCCGGCCUAUAUUCGACAGAGGAGGUUUGGAUAAGUCCAAGUACUGUGCUUUCCAUGAUGGACCGGAUCACACCACUGAUCAAUGCUGGGAUCUCCGAGAUGCUCUGGAGAAAUUUGGUUCCAAAAAUAACAAAAGGAAGUCUGGAAACCGAAAGAGAAGCAAAAGCCCGGUUCCUGAAAAGAAAAACAAGGAUGAAAGGAACCAGAAAGAUGAUUCCAACCAUGAUGAAUUCCCGGAAGUGAAAUUUGAUUGUAACUUAAUUAGUGGAGCCCUUAGAGGAGGAGGAGACACUGUAAGUGCCAGACGAAAGUAUCUGAAAGAGGUCCUUUCUAUUCGCGAUCGUCCCAAAUUCAAGGAGGACCUUAGCAAACCAGACCCUCCUCUGCUGUAUUUCACAAAGGAAGGCAUGCAUGGUGUUUUGUCGGGACACGUAGACGGAUUAGUCAUCGCUGGAACCUUGGUGAACUGCCGAGUUAAGAGGAUUUUCGUCGACGCAGGGAGUAGUGCCGACAUUAUACUGUGGGAUGCUUUCAAAAAGAUGAACCUUGAUGAGGAGGACCUCAAACAUUGCAAAACAACCUUGAUAGCUUUUAAUGGAGAGCAUACACCUCCUAAAGGCUAUAUAGAUCUCAGGUUGACCCUGGGGACAAACUAA
Gastrolobium bilobum is the source of this 684-nucleotide messenger RNA. RefSeq lists its product as uncharacterized. Lineage: Eukaryota; Viridiplantae; Streptophyta; Magnoliopsida; Fabales; Fabaceae. The coding region runs from base 1 to 684 and encodes 227 amino acids. The transcript is spliced from 2 exons. The record is from RefSeq and is a predicted model, not a curated record.